Molecule: messenger RNA, 1678 nt
Organism: Plodia interpunctella (Indianmeal moth)
Lineage: Eukaryota; Metazoa; Arthropoda; Insecta; Lepidoptera; Pyralidae
Gene: fy
Product: fuzzy
Exons: 9
Coding region: 360-1592 (410 amino acids)
Biological process (GO): vesicle-mediated transport; non-motile cilium assembly
Source: RefSeq, a predicted model, not a curated record
ACAGAUUUAGAAAUACAAAAUCUGUGAGAGUGUGCCACUGAUUGAAUUUCCCUAGCAAACUGACAUGAGGGAUGAUACAUUGACUCAUACGAAGUACAAUUACUAAAUUCAUGCUCAUGAGAUCAUGGUUAUAACCACUACAAGUGACGCGCCGCCCUUCGAGGACGAUUAACAAUGAAUUCUAUUUUUAAUUAAUAAUUUACUUGCUGCCCUUGAUCUUUCCUUUCGCAAGAAGGAGGGUCAGGGGCCACCAGUUUAUUAUUCCGUGAGGGCCACAGAUGAUAGAGAAAGGGAUACAAAUGCGAUUCGAUAUAAGGGCAUUACAAAUUACAACAACAGUUAAUCAGCAAAAUUGAAUAAUGUCUGUUAUAAUAAUAGCGAUUGCAAGCGAAAGUGGCGUGCCAAUAUUUUCAAGAAAACGCGGCAACAAUGAACAUAUACAAUUCUCAACAAUUGCCUCUCUGCAUGGCAUCAAUAUGUUCACUAAAUGUCACAAUUUAUCAAUGAUUAAUACAAACGUUGAUAAUGGAAGUAUUGUAUGGAAAGAGUAUUGUAAAAGUGUUACUCUGAUUGGGAUAGCUACAGGUGGACUGGAAUGUGAUCUUGAGCUGCUACUGUCAUGUGUGCAUGACUUAAUGAUUUUCUGUAUAGGAAAAAAAGACUUGGAAAACCUAAAAAAUAUUGACCAAAUUAAACGUGACCUGAGGCAGUGUUAUCCGAUACUUGACUAUCUAUUGGAAUCCUUAGACCCUAAUGCUGUGUCUAGUCCACUGCCGACAUUGGUUUUAGAUCUGAUUCAGAGCAUAUUAUGUCCACAAGCUCAACAAUUGCAGCAAGCAUUAGACGACUACGCUGAGAGUGUGACUGGUCGUUGGGCGUGUCUCAGUAUACACGGGCACUUGGUGGCCACCAGCUCGGACUUCUGGUCGCUGGACGCUCGCGAGGCUCGGCUGCUUCUGCUGCUAGCGGCGGCGCAGGACGGCGCUCCGCUCAGGGAGACGCCGGUGUAUCUGCCCCACAUGAGCCCUAAUGUAGCAUUCCGAGCUGUGACAUGCAAGCUACUUGCAGACGUGUACGCCCUAGUGGUGUGCGGAGCCACGCCCCCGCUGUCGGAAAUUGAUGAAAUUGUGCUCCAGUGUUGGGAAAGCUAUGCACAGAUUAUAAAAGAAGCUAAACUUGUGUAUUCCAGGAAUUUUCCUAUGAGCGUUACUUUCGAUAGCAGUGUGUUGGGCAUCUUGGUGGUGAACAUAAGCAAGAAACAGUGCGUUUUCUCCCGCCACCUACACUCCUCCACCCAAAAAGGCCGCAGUAUGUCCGGAGCGCAUAGAAUAGACGUCUUGCGCACUUUCUAUGUGACUACAGCGAGAAACAUGACCCCGGAGUUGAAGAUGAAAGAAAUUGAUAAAGAUAAUUUGGAAGAAUGUAUGAAUGAAACAUAUUGGUCUUCAGAAUAUCAUAAAUGUUAUGGUAUGAGGUCUGGAAAUAUUUUGUGUUGCGUCCUUUAUGCAUCUUCUGUGCCUACGCAUACAACCCGGUUAAUAACCAAUCAAAUCCUGCAAGAAUUAACCACAAACAAAGAUAUCCACUGGUAGUGUAGUAUAAGCAUACAUUUUUUUAAAUAAACCCCGUCCAUAUUUUCUAAGUGUAAAUACUUGAUAUUAAAUGUAUAUUUUUAUUA